Molecule: messenger RNA, 509 nt
Organism: Porites lobata
Lineage: Eukaryota; Metazoa; Cnidaria; Anthozoa; Scleractinia; Poritidae
Source: the annotation of a GenBank genome assembly
AUGGUGGGGUGUGGCACCUCUUCUACCGUUUUCCAUGUCGUAGUCGGUGACAUCCGAGUGAUUGAACAACAGCAACGGGUGCUGGAAGUUAUCCAGUACCCACUGUUUAGGUUUGCUGUUUUGUACAUAUUGGAGAAAGUCCAAGUACGCUUUAUCGGUACACCAGAACUGGUGGUACAGGGAAUGGAUCUGGCAGACUUCACGCAAGCGGCGGUUCUUCAAGAUGGAGGUGGUCUGGAUAGUAUGGCCAUUGACGGUUUGUAGGGGCGGCUGCUGGCAUUCGUCCCCAGCAAUGAUGACAAGGGGUCUGUGGACGCCUUGUCAAUGAUGAUGGCAUCGUACUUCCUGAUCACAUAGUUGACCACAUACUGUUGAUCUGCCGCAACAGGGAUGUUAAAAAGGGCAUGGAUAGUGUCGAUCUGCAGAUGAGGGUAGAAUUCCUUCCUAUAGUUGGUGGCAAGAAGACCCAGGGGACAGCAGACUGUGACAGAAUAUUAUUGUUCGAUUAA